Molecule: messenger RNA, 334 nt
Organism: Trichobilharzia regenti
Lineage: Eukaryota; Metazoa; Platyhelminthes; Trematoda; Strigeidida; Schistosomatidae
Source: the annotation of a GenBank genome assembly
AUGAAAAUAAAUGAAGUAAAUUCAAGAUUACUAGAACAAGACAAACUGAAUCAAAUGACAAUGCUUAAAAAUUUAGUUAUGCUGCAUUUUUAUUAUCCGGAGACAGCCGUCAAUGCUUUACCUCAUCCAACUGCUUUGAAACGCACAAACAAUUACUCUGCAAAACAUGCUCACACUGAAAUUAAUGGCCUUGAUGCCUGCUAUUUAAAAUAUCUAAACGUGUGUACUACACUGUAAACUGGUCUCGAAAACUGACUGCUCAUGCUGUAUUCCCUAACGUUUCAGAUGAAUUUUGUUUACUGGAAUAACUGGUUUACAGUCCUGAUUUGAAUUA